AUGGCCUUUCUCGCACGCGGAGCCGCAUCUUUAAGUCGUCUUACUGCAACCGCUUCCAAAUCUCCGAUUCAACUUGUCCACCGCCGCGGCCUCGCCGGAGCCGCAGAUCCCCAUGCUACCCCUAGAGUUGACAUCUGGAAAGACCCAUUGAGUCCUUCAAAAUGGAAGGAAGAGCACUUUGUGAUUGCCUCGUUAACUGGCUGGGGAGUACUCAUCUAUGGGGGAUACAAGUUAUUUUCCGGAGGCAAGAAAGAAGAGAAAUUACCUGAAGCGGCACAUUGA
Molecule: messenger RNA, 282 nt
Organism: Lathyrus sativus (Indian pea)
Lineage: Eukaryota; Viridiplantae; Streptophyta; Magnoliopsida; Fabales; Fabaceae
Source: the annotation of a GenBank genome assembly